GCCUGGACGUUAUCAGUAUGUUGCAGAGGGUCACAUGACCGCUGACUUUGAUUGCUGCUGCAGCCGCACAAAGAGCGCCGCCUUUAUCAGCAAACCGCACGCUUUUUAAAAAGCACAAAUCCACCUGUCAUCUGAUUGGACCGCAUAAACUCUUUCCACCAAAAACUCUUCCAGUGUCCCUGCCCAAGGGCCCGCAGCCAGGACCAGGACAUGUGAGCGGCGUCCCGUGAAGAGUAGCCAUCACCGACCUUCAGCUGCUGAGGAAAUCAUCUGCUGUCAGGACCGGUCUGGAUCAGGAAGUGAAUCCGAGGACCAGCCAUGCUAUCCACCGCCGUGCAGAUCCUGGCAUUUGCCCUGGCUGUACUGGGCGUGGUGGGUGCCACCGUGGCCACGCUGCUUCCCAACUGGCAGGUGAGCAUCAAGGUGUGGUCCAGCAUGGUGGCCCCCAUGUGGCACACACGGGGGCUGUGGAUGGACUGCGUGUGGUACAGUGCCGGAGUCUUCAGCUGCACCAUGAAGAACUCCCUCCUGUCCCUGCCCCCUUACCUGCAGACCACCAGGGCUGCCAUGGUCCUGUCUUGCAUUGUGGCGGUCUUUGGACUGUGCCUGGCCUCUCUGGGCCUCAAGUGCACUCGCUGGGGGGGAAGCCAUCAGGCCAAGGGGCACACGGCUAUCGCUGCGGGGGCCUGCUUCAUCCUGGCCAGUGCACUCUGCAUAGGCCCCGCCUCCUGGUUCACCUCGGAGGUCGUUGCCGCCUUCCUGAGCACCGACUUGCCCGACGGCAGCAAAUACCAGCCGGGGGGGGCGCUCUGCGUCACCUUCGUCUCUGCCGGCUUCCUUCUGGCUGGGGGGGUUAUCUUCUGCCUGUCCUGUCCGGGGCAAGGAUCGGUCCAGCUGGACUACCCGUCCCCUGUGGACCCAGACAGAUUUAUUCUGACCCGAGAGAAGCGGCGCCGUCCAAAAACAACUGACAUGACAGACAUGACAGCACAGAAGAAGACCUAUGUCUUUCUCUCCAAAGUGUCUCCCAAAGACCUGAAGGACAGUUACACCCUGCAGGAGUACGUCUGACCCACACCAAAGUCCUCCGGGACUUUCAUGUUUUUUAUGACAGAGACAAAAAACUGUGUGAGACGAUUAAAGUUGCCUUCUAUCCAGUCCUGACAUGACAACAAUCCCGAAAGCCAUCCCGAUCCCACAGCCUGCACAUCCACAUCCACAUCCACUCCGUCUUUUCCUGAAGGCCCGGGAGGACACCAGCGAGGCGGCGCAGCGUGGAGGACGCUAAUGAUGCUAUUUGCUUUCCAUUAUCUUCCGACACGCCUCUGUGCACACACACUCACACACACACACACACACACACACACACACACACACACACACACACACACACACACACACACACACGAGCAUCAGUGAAUGUUCCAGAGGA
Molecule: messenger RNA, 1432 nt
Organism: Nerophis lumbriciformis (worm pipefish)
Lineage: Eukaryota; Metazoa; Chordata; Actinopteri; Syngnathiformes; Syngnathidae
Product: claudin-20-like
Cellular component (GO): membrane; bicellular tight junction
Molecular function (GO): structural molecule activity
Source: RefSeq, a predicted model, not a curated record